Messenger RNA from Neopsephotus bourkii (Bourke's parrot), 727 nucleotides. Its product is annotated as actin nucleation-promoting factor WASL-like. NCBI's taxonomy places the organism in Eukaryota, Metazoa, Chordata, Aves, Psittaciformes, Psittacidae. The coding region runs from base 107 to 727 and encodes 206 amino acids. Gene Ontology annotation, biological process: signal transduction. The record is from RefSeq and is a predicted model, not a curated record. Gene Ontology annotation, cellular component: extracellular region. The transcript has 3 exons. Gene Ontology annotation, molecular function: hormone activity.
ACACGGACACGGACACGGACACGGCCGCGGUCGGGCCGGGGCGGGCGGGGCCGGGAAGCGCCGUUGUGCAACGGCUCCGCUCCGCUAUAAAGGGGGGGCCGCGGGGAUGGAGCCGCCGACGGGACCGGACGGGACCCUCAGGGCGAGCCAGGCUCCUCGGGCCGGUUUUGGGUCUCCCCCCCCCCCGUGUCCCGGUGCCGGUGCCAUGUGGGGCCCGGCCGCGCCGCUGUGGGCGCUGCUGUGCCUGGGGCUGCCCGCGGCCGUGGGGCGCCCCGUGGGGCUGGACAGGGUGCGGGUGGACGCGAGGAACCUGAUCCGCACCCUCAGCACCCGCCUCCAGCGCCUGCAGCUGUUCCCGCUGGGGGUGCAGAUCCGCGGGCUGGGGGCGGUGCUGGAGGGGCCGCCCCCCCCUCCGGGUCUGGGGGCCAUGGGGCAGCGCCUGCAGCUCUUCCAGCGCCUGCUGGGGGCGCUGCCGGGAGGGGGCGCCGCGGGGGGGGCGCCGCUGGCGCAGGUGGCCUCGGACCUGGAGACGCUGCGGCACCUGCUGGGGGCCAUGGGCGCGCUCCUGCGCUGCCCCCCCCCGCCGCCGCCGCCGCCGCCCCCCCCCGCGCCGCCCCCCGGCCUGGCCGAGGCGCCCCACACGGCGGCAGGGGUGACCCUGGCCCGGCUGCGCCGCUGCCUCGAUGCGCUGGAGCGGGGACUGGAGGCGGGGGACAUGGGGUGUUAG